AUGGCGCUGCCCAUAGCCAGGCGUGCAGUUCUGUGCAGGUUAAGAGGAGGAUGUCGGGGUUUGGGGAGUGCACCGGGGCAGCCCGGUCUGAAUGUCCAGCCUCGCGUCUUCUCUGGGAUUCAGCCCACGGGCAUCCCACACCUGGGCAAUUAUUUGGGUGCCCUGCAGAACUGGGUGCAGUUGCAGGAUCAGUACCAAUCCAUAUUAUACAGCAUAGUGGAUCUGCACUCGAUCACCGUACCCCAGGACCCAGCCACCCUGCAGCAGAGCGUUCUGAACAUGACGGCCUGUCUGCUGGCCUGCGGAAUCCAACCAGAUAAAAGCUGCAUCUUCCAGCAAUCGCAGGUAGCUGAGCAUGCGCAGUUGGGUUGGAUCCUCAGCUGUCUCACCUCCAUGCCCCGGUUACGGCAUUUACCGCAGUGGAAGGUAAAGAGUCAAAGCCAACAGAACAAAGGCAGCGUUGGGCUGUUCACCUACCCCGUGCUUCAGGCAGCUGAUAUACUGCUAUAUAAAUCCACUCAUGUCCCUGUUGGAGAUGACCAAGUGCAGCAUUUGGAGCUAACUCUGGACACAGCACGAGGCUUUAACAAACGAUAUGGAGAAUUCUUCCCCAUCCCCAGGGCUAUUAUGGGUAGUUCCAAGAAGAUCCGUUCUCUUAGAGACCCAACAGUUAAGAUGUCCAAGUCAGAUCCCCAAAAGAUGGCUACAGUGCGACUGACUGACACCCCUGAGGAGAUUGUGAUGAAGUUCCGCAAAGCUGUUACAGACUUCACUUCCGAGGUGACCUAUGAGCCAGAGGCACGUCCUGGGGUUUCUAACUUGAUAGCCAUCCACUCAGCACUAACAGGUCUUACAGUGGAAGAUAUUGUGCACCAGGGCCGUGGGAUGGAGACUGCACAAUACAAACUUUCAGUGGCAGAAGUCGUGGUGGAGAAGCUGACGCCUAUUCGCAUUGAGAUCACCCGGCUGCAGGGAGAACCAAGUUACCUAAGGGAGGUGCUUAAUCGCGGAGCACAGAGAGCGCGGGAAAUAGCCGUUCCUGUGUAUGACGACAUCUGCAGGCUUGUGGGUUUCAGAUAACAGCAGAGGGUUUUAGGCCCUUUUAGUACCUGUGGAGAAACUGCAAAGUAAGAAAAUGCAGCUCUGCUUUCUGAAUAUUAACCUGGCUGCUCGAUUCCUUUGCUGAAACUGGGACCAGGAGACAAAAUGGCAGCUAUGAGAAAUAUUACCUUGUCUCAUUCAACAUAAGAAUUCAGUCUUGUUUACAAAGCUUUACUCCAUGACACCUCCAUGAUGUCAAUCAGUGCUUGCUCCUAGGAGCUUCACAUGCCUGAGCUCAAUGUUAUCUAUAUGAAACACAUGAACUAAUGCCCUCUAGUGGUGAAAAACUGUCAAAAAUGCUUUCAACUAAGAAUAUCAAGAGAACAAAGCAAAAUUUGUAAUAAAAGU
Molecule: messenger RNA, 1449 nt
Organism: Bombina bombina (fire-bellied toad)
Lineage: Eukaryota; Metazoa; Chordata; Amphibia; Anura; Bombinatoridae
Gene: WARS2
Product: tryptophanyl tRNA synthetase 2, mitochondrial
Exons: 6
Coding region: 1-1080 (359 amino acids)
Biological process (GO): mitochondrial tryptophanyl-tRNA aminoacylation
Cellular component (GO): mitochondrion; mitochondrial matrix
Molecular function (GO): ATP binding; tryptophan-tRNA ligase activity
Source: RefSeq, a predicted model, not a curated record